Molecule: messenger RNA, 3466 nt
Organism: Hemicordylus capensis (graceful crag lizard)
Lineage: Eukaryota; Metazoa; Chordata; Lepidosauria; Squamata; Cordylidae
Gene: SGTB
Product: small glutamine rich tetratricopeptide repeat co-chaperone beta
Exons: 11
Coding region: 230-1144 (304 amino acids)
Biological process (GO): post-translational protein targeting to endoplasmic reticulum membrane
Cellular component (GO): TRC complex; membrane
Molecular function (GO): protein binding; molecular adaptor activity
Source: RefSeq, a predicted model, not a curated record
CGCCCCCUUCAGGCUCGCGCUCGCCUGCAUUAAUUUCCCCACGAACGACAACAACGACGCAGGAGGGAGCUGGAGACGGGGAGAAGUUUGUGGUUCUGUAGAGCCGUGGCCAGAGAAAACAGCAGCUUCAUCGCGCCGCGCGGACUGCCCGAGGGAAGAGAGCAGCUUUGCAGCGGCCAGCCAUUGCCCAGACUGCUUCCUCUCCGGGGAGCUUCACAAACCUUGAAAAAUGUCUUCCGUCAAACGCCUUGUAUAUGCUGUUAUCCAUUUCUUGCGAGAACAGAGUCAGAUGGAUACUUUCUCAUCAGAUGAACAAGAAAGCUUGGAAGUGGCAAUCCAGUGUUUGGAGACAGUCUUCAAAAUUAACCUGGAGGAUUCUCAUCUUGCAGUACCUGUACGCUUGACAGAAAUGUUUGAAGAUUCUUGUCACAAGAAUGAGAUACUGCCUCUCUCAGAUUCUUUGCCAGAAGAUAUUGAGAAAGCUGACCAGUUGAAGGAUGAAGGUAAUAAUCACAUGAAGGAAGAAAAUUAUGGUGCUGCAGUGGAUUGUUACACUCAAGCUAUAGAAUUAGAUCCAAAUAAUGCAGUCUAUUAUUGCAACAGAGCUGCUGCUCAAAGUAAGCUGAACAACUACAGUGAAGCAAUAAAAGACUGCGAAAGAGCAAUUGCAAUUGAUCCAAAAUACAGCAAAGCAUAUGGGAGAAUGGGAUUGGCUCUGACUUCAUUGAACAAAUACCAAGAAGCAAUUAACAGUUACCGAAAAGCACUGGAUCUUGAUCCAGAAAAUGACUCCUAUAAAUCAAAUCUGAAAAUAGCUGAGCAGAAAUUAAGAGACAUGUCCAGUCCUACUGGAACUGGAUUGAGUUUUGAUAUGGCAAGUUUGAUAAACAAUCCUGCCUUCAUUAGCAUGGCAGCAAGUUUAAUGCAAAAUCCUCAAGUUCAACAACUGAUGUCUGGAAUGAUGACAAAUGCUAUAGGAGGCCCUGCUGCUGGUGUUGGUGGCCUCACUGAUCUCUCAAGCCUCAUACACGCGGGACAGCAGUUUGCACAGCAGAUACAGCAGCAGAACCCAGAGCUCAUAGAGCAACUGCGAAACCACAUUCGAAGCAGAUCCUUUAGUGGCAGCACCGAAGAGCAUUCCUGAUUCGAUAGGCAUGUAUUAAAACAUGGUACUACUAACUCCAAAAGGCAUACUGUAGCUAGUAGCAAAUAUCACCAUUGUAAUUCUUCUCAGACAUGAGAUGGGAAAUCCUUUUGUGUGUAUUCCUUAUUGUCUGUUGAAAACAGAUUCAUUGCACACAGAUCUGAACAUAUCAUGUAUGUAUAUUGAUGCCUUUGUAAAUGGAAUAUAAAUAGAACUGGUGACUUAUUAAAAUCUCUAUGUACAAGGGAGCAUUUUCAUAUCAACAAUGGUGUAUUACUUUUCAUUCUCUCUGAGAGAAUAGAUUGCGUCCAUGCACCAAGGUUGUACACUGAAAGAGAGAUUACCAGAGGUGGUGACAAAUGCAAAGGAAUAGUGCUUGAUAGGCCUUGCAAUCCUGCAUAAAAAUUGUGUACAAGAUAUAUUUAAUAGGGCAGUCUCUCUCGCACUGGAGGGCUGCCUCCUCCCCAUGUAAUUCUAGGGGAGACACUAACAGUUUUGCAUGUCACAUUGGCAAUAAACCUAGAGAGGGGCUUGGCUUUUUCCAAAGUGUAGGUCAUCACUUGACUUGGGAUAGUUGAAAAGGAGGAGUAGAGUAAGGGGUCAGCUCGGUGGAGUUACUUCAGGCUGAGAUGUCGGGGCAGGAGAGAAGGAGGAUGGUGGGAGAGUGAGCAGGAACUAGCUGGAACUGAGGCAUGGGCCUUUGUAGGAACUGGAUUCGGAGCAUGAAGCUGUGGCGGGGGUCUCUGGGUAUGAGUAGGAAGUGGCUUGCAGGUUAGAAAGCAUGGGCGACCUGUUAAAUUUUGAAAGGAGGCACUACUUAAACUUUUGAGACACUGGUAUGAGGCAGUUUGUGGGAGCUGUAAACCCUUGGCCUCUUUUCCUACACUGUUCUUAUAAUGGGCCUAACACCGUAACCCAUUAGUGUUAUGAUGAAUGUAUUGACUGACAAGUAGAGGGAUAAAAAAGACCAUACAAAACUUCUGCUUGAGCAAUGGAGGAUUCCUAGUGCCAGAUCACCUUGCUUUGAAGGGUUCCUUCCCUAGUAGGAAGGAUUAGUUCUGAAGAGAUGCACAGGACAGUAAGAAAAAACUACAGUGUGCAUAUUGAGCUGGGAGGUCUGCCAGAAGCAUGCAGAGAUAAUCUGUCUUACACUCAUGCUAACUUGACAUUUUACCCUGGGAAUAACUGGAAAAACUCCACGAUGGAAUGAUAUAAUUAAUAGAUGCCAUGAACACAACAAAUUAGAGUUUUACUGAAUUGUAUUAAGUAAUCUGUGACAGGUUGUUUACACUUUGGUAGCUAUCUUUUAAGACUAUGCUUCUUACAUUAAUGUGUAUAGCUUGGAUGAUCUGGUAAUAUAUUUUAUUAGCCCCAUUGUGUCCCCUUUGCUGUAUUUGUAUUUCCCUCUCUCUUCAUGCUUUGCUAUAAACACCACCUGACUUGGGGGGAAAAAAGCAACAGAAGUGAAAAGUCAUUCAGGAGGCAAGCGUUCUAGUUAAUGAUAUGAAGCAAUAUUCAUAGGAGGAUACUGGAAUGUUGAACCGGGAAGAAAGCAAGCAGACUGCUGCGGUGCUCUACCUUCCUUGGUGUUUCGUCAGCUAUUCAGCAAAGGAGCCGUUCGGCAGACCUUUAUUCGGAAUAUGCUUGGGCCCUGCUGACUUGCCCUGUUCAUAUAGCUGUGCCUUCUGUCUCUUUUAAACAAGUGUUCAUGUACUUUGGGUGUCUGGUUAUGGGCAUGAGUGCAGAUGCAACACAGUACACUAAGCAUACUUAUGAGCAUAUUCUAAUCUAGAGGCAAGAGCAGUUGCUGAGUGCACAUACUGAAAAUACUGAUGAUUUGGAAUAUAAAGCAUAUAAGGCUUAAAGCUAGUUCUAGAGGUGAAAAUACAAGCUGCUUAGCAUACUAAUUAAACAUUCAUUAUAAAUGGCAGUAACUGUACACUAAGUGGCUCUGAAAUCAUUGGGGCAAAGAUACGCUCAGUUGUAACUCAACUUUUGCUACUGGAGUUGGUCAAGUUCAAUGAACACAGAUGGUCUCUCUAUGGGCCAUAAUCAGGCCCUGUAUAACCAAUCACACAAAAUGAUUCAUUUUAAAAUACAAAAUAGGGAGUAGAGCUGCCCUUCUUACGAAAGGCACUACUGCUUUUACAAUGUGAGUGAGGCCAAUAGUUUCUCAAAAAUGCAUAUUCCAGAAAGCAGCACUUCAGUUAGCAGCUAUUCACAUUCCAAUCAGAUUCAUUUUCAAUUUUCCAUUGAAGAUCCAUGAAUCAGUCUUGUGUUGUUUGGAAUAAGCGUAAUAAAGGAAAUUUUAAAGAUACCAAA